GGCUGCUCUCAAUCCGUUCCUCUCCCCAGUCUGUAUUGAUACUGGGGGUUGCUCCGACCCAGGUGGAGGACCUUGCGCUUGACCUUGCUGAACUUCAUAAGCAUGCUUAUGGCAUUGUAUGGAAAGCAAUUGAUCGCAGAACAGGAGAAAUAGUUGCUGUUAAAAAGAUUUUUGAUGCUUUCAGGAACAGAACAGAUGCUCAGAGGACAUUUCGAGAGAUUAUGUUCCUGCAGGAAUUUGGAGAACAUCCAAAUAUCAUCAAGCUGCUUGAUGUUAUCCGAGCUCAGAACGACAAGGACAUUUACCUCAUCUUCGAGUCCAUGGAGACAGAUUUACAUGCUGUGAUUAAGAAGGGGAAUUUGCUGAAAGAUAUCCACAAGUGUUACAUUCUCUACCAACUCCUGAAGGCAACUAAAUUCAUCCACUCAGGAAAUGUUAUUCACAGAGAUCAGAAGCCUUCAAAUAUCUUGCUGGAUGCAGACUGCUUUGUUAAACUUUGUGAUUUUGGGCUGGCCCGUUCUUUAUGUCAGAUGAAUGAGGACCAAGGCAACCCUGCCCUAACAGAAUAUGUGGCAACACGCUGGUACCGAGCACCCGAGAUCUUACUUUCCUCUCGGAGUUACACUAAAGGUGUAGACAUGUGGAGCAUUGGCUGUAUUCUGGGAGAGCUGCUACUUGGGAAACCUCUUUUUCCUGGAACAUCAACUGUGAAUCAAAUAGAGCAGAUCUUGAGGGUCAUUCCUGCCCCAUCCCCAGAAGAUAUUUUGGCUAUGCAAUCAGAUUACAGGGCCUCAGUUAUUAACCGCAUGAGUUCCCGGCAACGAGUAACAUUUGAGGAGAUUUUACCAUCCUCUACUCCAUUGCCUGCCUUGGAUCUUCUGAAGAAACUUUUAGUAUUUAACCCUGCUAAACGACUUACAGCAGAGGAAGCUCUGCAGCAUCCUUAUGUGAAAAGGUUUCACUGUCCUGCCAGGGAGCCCUGUCUGGAUUAUGAUGUGAUUCUUCCUUUAGGUGAUGAUAUCCAGCUGUCUGUGGCAGAAUAUCGAAAUAAAUUAUAUGAGAUGAUCCUUGAAAAGAAAUUAAAUAGCCAUCCAAAGGAGCAAGUGCGGAGAGAAAACAUUCAGCUAAGUCAGUCUGAAUCCAGGCCACUUCUUCCAAAUUCCAGUUCUGUGACUUUACGUACCAGGAAAGGCCAGAGAGAACAAACACCGCCUCUUCUAAAAUCUUCUCAUGUGCAUGCUGGAACUACAACUAGUGUCCAGCCAGAAGUGUCCAGCCAGAGUGAAGAUAUAGCAAGAACUUUAUGUCAGAGCUCAAAGAUCAAUGUGAUAUACAAUCCCAUAACACACACUGCUGUUCCAAGUAAUGCAAAUUCUGGUGCUGUGGUCAGGAACUGUUCUGCACCACCUUCUCAACAGGCCAGAGUCUCCAACAAUAGGAAACUGGGGAGACAAAUCACAUGGGCAAAUGCAAACGCUCAGCUACCUCCUACAAGUGUACAGAACCUUUAUAGUAAUCCAAGAAAUACUCACUUUCACAGCAAAGAUGUUCGACCCCUUCUGAAGUCCAGUAAAAAGAUGUUCCAGAUUACUGCAAAUACGGGAGCUGCUGGUGAUCCGAAAGCAUCGAUGGGUAGUUACUCCCAGGCCUAUGGAACCAUACGCAAAUCUGCACUGCAGAGUCUUCCAAUAUCAAAGUCCUCCCAACAACAUGAGCAGUGA
Messenger RNA from Leptosomus discolor (cuckoo roller), 1721 nucleotides. NCBI's taxonomy places the organism in Eukaryota, Metazoa, Chordata, Aves, Leptosomiformes, Leptosomidae. The record is from RefSeq and is a predicted model, not a curated record.